GGUCAUGCGCGUUGUAUCAAGGAAGGCAAUGGUAUUGGAAAAAUCCUCAAAGUCACGAAACAUUGUUCUAAAUUACAUCAGUUCUGGGAAGGUUUGAAUAUAUAAUCAAACAAGAAUUGUUUUUAUUCUAACGAUUUCAAUCGUUUAAACGUAUCGAUACAUAAUUCGGAGAAAAGAAUAAAAAUAUGCUAUCGGAAGGAAAGAAAAAGAUUUAUAUAACACGACGGGUUCCACAGCCCGGGAUCGACCUGCUCUCGGAUUAUGAUGUCAAAAUAUGGGAGAGCGAUGAGGCCAUUCCACGUGAAGAACUUAUUAAAAACAUUGCCGGGGUAGAUGCUCUGUUUUGUAUGUUGACAGAUAUAAUUGACAAAGAUGUUCUCGAUGCGGCAGGUCCAGGACUGUCCGUCGUAGCCACGAUGUCCGUAGGUUUUGAGCAUAUAGAUGUAAAUGAAUGUAAGCAACGUAAAAUCCGUGUGUGUAACACGCCGAACGUCUCCACGGACAGUGUGGCAGAAUUGACGAUAUCAUUGUUGCUCUUGACAACCAGAAGACUUCUAGAAGGAGUAGCUGCUGUAAAGAAUGGUGAAUGGGGUAAAUGGAAGCCUAUGUGGUUGUGCGGUAUAGAGCUGUCAGAAAAGACUGUAGGCAUACUGGGGCUUGGUCGUAUAGGGUAUGGGGUGGCGAGAAGAUUAAAGCCAUUCGGGGUAAAAAAUAUUCUAUACCACGAUGUUUCUCGCGUUGGAUAUGCUGAUGACGUGGGUGCAAAAUUUGUUGACUUUGAGAAUCUUAUAACAGAAAGCGACAUAAUUUGUAUAUGCUGUAAUUUGACGCCACAAACUAAACACAGGUUUAACACAUUAACUUUCCAAAAAAUGAAAAAGUCUGCAGUUCUUAUUAACAGUGGGCGCGGUGGCGUUAUCAACCAUGAUGAUUUGUACGAUGCGCUUACUUCCGGUGAAAUAUUCGCUGCGGGACUUGACGUCACAGAACCGGAACCACUUCCGGCAGAUCACAAGCUAGUUACCGUUUCAAACUGCAUUAUUCUUCCGCAUAUGGGCAGUAAUACGUGGGAGUCUCGGAAUUGCAUGUCAGAAACUGUUGCCCAAAAUAUAAUUGCGGUAUUCAAUGGUGAAAGUGCAGUCGGGGAUGUUUACCAAUUAUAAUGCCACCGUGACCAGGUUGAAAGAGAAAAAAAAAAGUUCUUUAAAUGAAAACAAAAAAUCCAUGCCUCUGUAGAUCUACUACAUUAUUUUAAGAAAAGAAAAUAGUUAUAUGAUUUAGAGUAA
Messenger RNA from Ruditapes philippinarum (Manila clam), 1286 nucleotides. RefSeq names its product glyoxylate reductase/hydroxypyruvate reductase-like. Gene Ontology annotation, molecular function: hydroxypyruvate reductase (NADH) activity; glyoxylate reductase (NADPH) activity; hydroxypyruvate reductase [NAD(P)H] activity. Lineage: Eukaryota; Metazoa; Mollusca; Bivalvia; Venerida; Veneridae. The transcript is spliced from 3 exons. Gene Ontology annotation, cellular component: cytosol. The coding region runs from base 186 to 1163 and encodes 325 amino acids. The record is from RefSeq and is a predicted model, not a curated record.